AACCCAAAAAAAAAAAAACAUAAUUAUUUCAAGUAAGAGGGGAAAAAAAAAUCCGAUUUUUCCCUUCAUUUCUCCCAGCUUCGCUUCAACCCAGAAAACCAUACCAAAUCUGUCUAGAAUUUAGGGUUUUGCCGAGACAGUGACCGUAUAUAUAUAUAUAUAUGCAUAUAGAUACACACAAUUUAUAUAGAGUGAGAGAGAGAGAGUAAGCGGAGAGAGAGAGAUUGCUUGACGAUUGACGAUGGAAGGAGCCAGCAAUGGAGGGAUGUUGUACCAUGAGGUUCAGGAGUCGAAGCUCUGCGCAGUACAUUGCGUGAACACCGUACUUCAAGGUCCUUUCUUUUCCGAAUUCGAUUUGGCGGCGCUCGCCUCCGAUCUCGAUCGCAAGGAGCGCCAGGUCAUGCUCGGCGGCACUGCUGCCGCCCCCGCCAAUUUCCUCUCCGAGGAGUCUCAUAAUGUCUCCCUCGAUGGCGAUUUCAGCAUUCAGGUUCUAGAAAAGGCUUUGGAGGUUUGGGAUCUUCAAGUUAUCCCCCUUCAUUCUCCGGUUGCCGAGCCUGCCCAAAUUGACCCUGAGCUAGAAAAUGCAUUUAUUUGUCAUUUGCAUGACCACUGGUUCUGUAUCAGGAAAGUGAAUGGAGAGUGGUACAAUUUCGACAGUCUGUAUGCGGCCCCGAUGCACCUCUCCAAGUUUUACCUCUCCGCAUAUCUGGACACAUUAAAAGGCUCUGGUUGGAGCAUUUUCCUUGUGCGUGGAAACUUCCCAAAGGAAUGCUCCAUUCCUGCUUCUGAAGCUUCUAAUGGUUACGGCCAGUGGCUUACACCUGAAGAUGCUGAGAGGAUAACUAAAUCCUGUAACUCUACUCAGGAUCCAUCUCAGACAAUAAAUUUGAACGAGCCUAACGGUCUGUUCUCUGGAGAAGUGGAAAUGCUUUCGCAGAUGGAAGACGAUGACUUGAAGGCUGCCAUAGCUGCCAGUCUGAUGGAUUCUUCCCCGGCAUUGAGCAAGUCUGAAGCUGGUGCUCCUCUACCUCAGGAUGAAAACCAAAGCAGCAAAGACAAAAGUGAAUAAGAAAGAAUAAUUUAUAUUCUUUUAAUUCAUCUUACUGGUUGGAGAACAAUAAUCCAUGUUUUAGGUAGCCGUACACACAUCCUUGGCUCAAGAUUGUUGUAUUUUAUAAGGGGGGGUAUACACAUCUGCAUCAUUCGUCUGCCAAGGCUACAUUUAGAGUUUUAUACAUUGUAUGUAAACUUUGAACAAAUAAGACCUCCCAGCUUUGCAAAUGGAUGAUCAUAAUUUCUGGGUUUUGCCAACCAUAAUUGUAGGUUUCAGAAUUGAGAUAAUCAGAUCUUUCCUCAUCCUUUAC
Morus notabilis is the source of this 1364-nucleotide messenger RNA. Its product is annotated as ataxin-3 homolog. Lineage: Eukaryota; Viridiplantae; Streptophyta; Magnoliopsida; Rosales; Moraceae. The coding region runs from base 242 to 1069 and encodes 275 amino acids. The record is from RefSeq and is a predicted model, not a curated record. The transcript is spliced from 3 exons. Gene Ontology annotation, molecular function: cysteine-type deubiquitinase activity. Gene Ontology annotation, cellular component: nucleus. Gene Ontology annotation, biological process: protein deubiquitination.